Caenorhabditis bovis is the source of this 819-nucleotide messenger RNA. The record is from the annotation of a GenBank genome assembly. NCBI's taxonomy places the organism in Eukaryota, Metazoa, Nematoda, Chromadorea, Rhabditida, Rhabditidae.
AUGGGCGGUAAUGUCGCGAAAUGUCCCAACUCAUCGAUUCAUAAUGAUUAUGUGUAUGAGACGCUGUUCGAUCGUGCCGUCCACAAAACCUACUCGGAGCCGCAGCGAGUUUUCCGCAACACUCUGGUAGAUCAAAUCUAUCAUCGAAUUUAUUGGUCGCUUCGAUCCAUUCAAUACAAGAUUUUCUAUAAGAAUGAAGCAAUGGACCUAGACGAGGUCGUCGACAAAUGGGAGGUCGGUGUUCAGCCGCCGCCGCUCGAGCAGCUCGCCGAAGCGACCGGCUUCAGUCCGAAAUGGAUCAAGUACAUGUACGCGAAAUUCAAGAACGAAUCGCCGACCGGCAAAAUGAAAGAGGAGGAGUUUCGCAAUUUGUUGGCGUGUAUUAUUGCUCCCGAGAAGGCCACCGAUCAAUACAUUUCGAGGCUGUUUCAGGCGUUCGCCGGCAACGAGCGAAAAACGAUCACGUUUGCGAAUCUGCUGGCGUGCCUGGCUACCGUACACCCGCAAACGGCUGGCAACAACGCGAGAUGGACGAUGCGAUUGAUCACCGGAAGCGACGCCGACAGUUUCGGCUAUCCGGCCUUUUAUGAGUUCACACAAUCCGUGUUCCAAUUGAACGAGGGCAAACGAGCAAUGACGGAGGCGAAUAAGGAAACGGUUCGUCAGCGCGCUUCAACGAUAUUCAAGGAGCUCGACGCCGAUCAAGACGGUCUCGUCAACUAUGAGGACAUGGUCCGAUUUUUUCAGCAACAUGAGUCGAGUCUUGGCAUCACGCCGAUCUCGCCUCAUCCGUCAACGUCGAACGGAUUCCAGAAUUGA